Molecule: messenger RNA, 961 nt
Organism: Onthophagus taurus
Lineage: Eukaryota; Metazoa; Arthropoda; Insecta; Coleoptera; Scarabaeidae
Source: RefSeq, a predicted model, not a curated record
UUUAAAUAACAUUGUAAUAAAUGCGGUUAUCCCAAUUUAUGUGGGAGAAUAUGAUACGUUUGAGAUUAAUGAGAACUUUUCUAUGUCUAUGAUACCGGCAAGAAUUACAACAAGGAAAUCUUCGAACGUCAAUGGUAAAGUGGAAACAUUAGAAAGUGUAGAUACAGAAAUAGAGAAAAGUUUAAUAAAUGUCAUUUGGAACGGAUUAUCAGAAACAAUUUCUUAUGUACUACGUCAAGAAUUUAGUGCAGGAAUUGUAGAAUAUUCCAUUAAUGAAUUAUUUGAUGACCCCGAGGAAAUGCUCGCUUUUUCAAAGAAACGUCUAAAAGUAGCGAGGAUAGUCAUGAACACCAUUUUUGGAAGGGCAUCUUUAUUAGUAGAUGAUUCAAUUAUUAAAAUUCCUGACUUAAACCUUUCUUAUAAAUCCCCAACCACUUCAAAAUUAACAUUGAUUUGUUUUCAAUCCGGCACUUUAUUGGGUUUAGCAAACAUACAUUUAUCUGGAAAGUAUUGUAUUACUCAAGAAGAUGCCACAACCAUUUCUUUGUGUGGUGGGUUUGAAGUACGAGAGUUAUCGAUGCUUUUUAGUGAUUGUUGGGUCGUUUAUGAUGGUAUCGAGAACAUUGGAAACUGUAAACUUGUUUCGUGUAAAAGCAAAUUUCUAUUAAAAAUAUUAUUAGAAAAGAAAGGAAACAAGUAUUGUCCUAAAUUAGACAAUGUGCAGCUCUGUUGGAUUAGACAAAUGGAAUGUGAUUUUGUUGGUUUACCAUGUCUUACAAACGAUAUUCGAAAAGAAUUGCAAUCUUACGUGGAAGCUUUUCUUUAUGGUGAAAUUCAACCCAUGAUGAUAAAUUAUUUUAAAGAACGUUUCGAAGGAGUUCUUAAAAAGUAUAAGAUAGCUAGACAUAUCAAAAAUAUACCUUAAGUAAUAACUAUUUAUUUUUAUAGUUUUUGUAUUAAU